Eriocheir sinensis (Chinese mitten crab) is the source of this 516-nucleotide messenger RNA. RefSeq names its product neuropeptide-like protein 32. Lineage: Eukaryota; Metazoa; Arthropoda; Malacostraca; Decapoda; Varunidae. The record is from RefSeq and is a predicted model, not a curated record. The transcript has 2 exons. Bases 25 to 366 code for a protein of 113 amino acids.
AGUGCGCCUCAUGGUGCUGAGGGAAUGUCCCUUGAAGGUCUUUCUACGCAUGGACCGGACUAUAAAAGGUGGGCCCAGCCUUCAAACAAACCAGACGCAACUCUUCCGCCGAGGCAGUCGAACCUUCCCUCAGUGAGCAACAUGAAAGCCCUGACCCUCCUGCUGGUGGUGGCUGUGGCCCUAGCGGCGGUAGCGAUGGUACAGGCCAUGCCCGAUCCUCUCGCCGAAGCAGACCCCGAGGCUUACGCAGACCCUGAUCCACACUGGCGAGGUGGAUUCGGUCGCGGAUUUGGUGGAUUUGGCCGAGGCUUUGGUGGAUUUGGCCGAGGCUUUGGUGGAUUUGGACGUGGACACUACUAUGGCUGAUCAACAUGCGAUGGGACAGAAAAGAACACAACACUCUGCAAGCCACUCGUGUGUCUCAUCAUCGACGUGACCUACGUACAGCAAAAAGACUUCCACCAACAACCCCAUCAACUUUGUCUUGAAUAUCAAAAUAAAGUGCUGCAAACAAUA